GCGCAAGCAACGGUGCUGAUGCGCUGCGUCUCGAGCGCACGAAAGUAGCUCAGAUGACAAUGGAAAGACAACGCUGAAAAAAUGUGUUUCAAGCAAGCAAAAUAUAAUUCGAUUGCAAAAGUGAAAUGUGAAAUGCAUUGGCGAGUGACGAAAACUGGUUGAAGGCAGUUGGAAAAUAAAAACGAGUUUUUUAGUAGAAUUCUUUUAAAUUUUUCGAAAAGAAAUGGGAGACUACAAUAUAACAAAAUAAAUACUCAAAAACUCUUUGCAUACAUUUAGGCGCUUUGCCGCCACAACCAACUACCAAGUCAAUGACACAAGUCAACAACGCAAAAAAUAGUGGCACACAUACAACUACAAGCAUCCAGCAAGCAUUACAACAACAAAAACACACACACACUCAACAGUAAAACGUGCGCAAGGCGAACAUCGUCGCUGCACAACAUUUGCGCUCUCAAGCGCGCGCUCAGCUGGCGCGCGACAAACUCUCAGUUGCGGCACGCCGCUGUCAAUUAAGGGCCAAGAGCCUUCAUGCUACGCUGCCAGCUGUCACUUAUUGCUGACGUUUACUCGCCACUUGUAACAGACUUUUAGUACAUCGGUUUAGUACACAACUAGCGUAGACGUCACAGCAAAGGCACUAAUAAAACGCAACAACAAAAACGAAACGCGAAGGAGCGCAACACAAAGUACCAACAACAACUAAACCAAAUAAACAAUAGAACAUAAAAAAAAGCGAAAUUCACGAAGCGUGCAGAAAGCAAGUGCAGCGAAAAUAGGCGGUAACCGCUGCUGCAACCGGCUCUAGGGCAAAUACAACACAACAUACCAGAUACAUAUGUAUAUGCGCUCCUCGUAAAAAUCUUUCACACGCCUGUAGUUAUGCAUUGCAAUUCAGCGGAAGGUUAAUCAUUUGUUUAUGAGUGUGUGCGUGUGUGUGAGCGUAUUUGAACUAUUUAAUUCUUUUAAACGCUAUUCAAUGCAUUUGCUCGCCCAUAAAAUACGCACAGUGUAGAGAAUGUCGUCACUACGCAAUUUAGCCACUUUUUGGCUAAAUUGCAAAUUUGUUUGCCUUCUGAUUGUGUUUUUGUUGCUGUGCGAGAGUGUCGUUCAGGUGCACGCGAAUCCGGAUGCCAAACGACUCUACGAUGACUUGCUCAGCAAUUACAAUCGCCUCAUACGACCUGUCAGCAAUAAUACGGAUACUGUUUUGGUAAAGCUCGGAUUGCGACUGUCACAGCUGAUCGAUUUGAAUUUAAAAGAUCAAAUUUUAACAACUAACGUUUGGCUCGAACACGAAUGGCAGGAUCACAAAUUUAAGUGGGAUCCUUCGGAGUAUGGCGGUGUAACGGAAUUGUAUGUGCCAUCGGAGCAUAUUUGGCUGCCGGACAUAGUGCUCUAUAAUAACGCCGACGGUGAAUACGUUGUCACCACCAUGACAAAAGCCAUCCUCCAUUACACGGGCAAGGUGGUUUGGACUCCGCCGGCCAUUUUCAAAUCAUCCUGUGAAAUUGAUGUGCGCUAUUUUCCGUUCGAUCAGCAGACAUGUUUCAUGAAAUUCGGUUCGUGGACUUACGAUGGUGAUCAGAUUGAUUUAAAGCACAUCAAUCAAAGGAACGACAAAGAUAACAAGGUCGAAAUCGGCAUAGAUCUGCGUGAAUAUUAUCCUAGUGUGGAGUGGGAUAUACUGGGUGUGCCUGCAGAGCGGCAUGAGAAAUACUAUCCCUGUUGUGCUGAACCAUAUCCAGACAUCUUCUUUAACAUAACGCUACGUCGCAAAACUCUCUUCUAUACCGUUAAUCUCAUUAUACCGUGUGUGGGUAUUUCAUAUCUUUCGGUGCUGGUAUUCUAUCUGCCCGCCGAUUCUGGUGAGAAAAUCGCUCUGUGCAUCAGCAUUCUGCUCUCACAGACUAUGUUCUUCCUGCUGAUCUCCGAAAUCAUACCGUCAACAUCGCUGGCUCUACCACUACUCGGGAAAUAUCUACUUUUUACUAUGCUGCUGGUGGGGUUGAGCGUUGUCAUCACCAUCAUUAUACUCAACAUACACUACCGCAAACCGAGCACACACAAAAUGGCGCCAUGGGUGCGUGCCUUCUUCAUCAAGCGCCUGCCGAAGUUGUUGUUGAUGCGCGUACCCAAGGAUCUGCUGCGCGAUUUAGCCGCAAGUAAAAUCAACUAUGGCACCAAGUUCAGCAAAACCAAGUUCGGCAAGGCGCUCAUGGAUGAGAUGCAAAUGAAUUCGGGCAGUUCCAGUCCGGACUCGCUGCGCCGCAUGCAGGGACGCAUGGGCGGAUUUGGCGGUGGUGGCUGUAAUGGACUGCAUGCAACCAGCGCCACGAAUCGCUUUAGCGGUCUGGUGGGUGCUUUGGGUGGCGGCUUAAGCACGCUUAGCGGUUAUAAUGGCUUGCCUUCGGUGCUUUCCGGUCUGGACGAUUCACUGAGUGAUGUGGCGCAACGCAAGAAGUAUCCCUUUGAGCUGGAAAAGGCUAUUCACAAUGUCAUGUUCAUACAGCAUCACAUGCAGCGACAAGAUGAAUUCAAUGCGGAAGAUCAAGACUGGGGUUUUGUUGCCAUGGUGUUGGAUCGUCUCUUUCUCUGGCUCUUCAUGAUUGCAUCUCUAGUGGGUACAUUCAUGAUUCUGUGCGAGGCGCCCUCACUUUAUGACGACACAAAACCGAUCGAUGUGGAACUAUCGGUUAUUGCCAAGCAAAUUUACAACUUAACCGAAAAGAAAUCUUAAGUUAAAAGAAAAUCAUAUUUGACAUGAAACCAUUUAUAAAUUAAAUGGACAUUAAUGAAGCGGAGCUUAAUUAAUUAAACACUGUAAAGAAGGGCGCUCAGUUUGCUAUCUAAAAAGAAACGAAAAAAUUAUUCCACAAGCUAGUUAUUAGCUAAACCGAAUGUAAUCCGGAACUACAAUUACGAGUUUGCUGAGUGAAAAAUACUACUGAUGCUGAUAAACUAAAAUAAUUAUUAAAACAAUUUAAAAAAAAAAUUUUAUAGUUAGUAAGCACAUUGAAUCACUAAAAAAUACGAAAAGGCAUUUAAA
Rhagoletis zephyria (snowberry fruit fly) is the source of this 3049-nucleotide messenger RNA. It is a transcript of the gene nAChRalpha2, whose product is annotated as nicotinic acetylcholine receptor alpha2. NCBI's taxonomy places the organism in Eukaryota, Metazoa, Arthropoda, Insecta, Diptera, Tephritidae. The record is from RefSeq and is a predicted model, not a curated record. Gene Ontology annotation, molecular function: acetylcholine-gated monoatomic cation-selective channel activity; transmembrane signaling receptor activity. Gene Ontology annotation, biological process: monoatomic ion transmembrane transport. Gene Ontology annotation, cellular component: postsynaptic membrane.